AUGCCUUCCUCUCUCUAUGUGCCCUUUCUCCUCGUUGGCAUGCUCCUCACGGGCUCCAGCAAUUCUAUAUGGUCCAAGUAUCAGGACAUGCAGUGUGUCGAGAACUGUUCUGAUCCAAAUCCCGCCAACCAUGUCCUCUACGAGCAGCCAGUCUGGCAGACGCUGCAGAUGUUCAUCGGAGAAAUGCUAUGUUUUUUGCCCGUUAUAUACACGUGGUUAAAUACUAGGCGGCAAUCUUCCGUCCAACUCGAGGACGAUUCCGAUCAUGAUCCUCUCAAUAAGCUCGCUUCCCAGCCUCUCCAAGGCUGGAAGGUCCUCCUCCUUUGGAUACCGGCAGCUUGUGAUCUCACUGGCACAACCUUGAUGAAUGUCGGUCUCCUCUACACCCCCGUCUCCAUUUACCAGAUGACCCGGGGCGCUCUCGUCUUGUUUGUUGGUGUGUUUAGUGUCAUGUUUCUCCGACGCCGCCUUUGGCUCUAUCAAUGGGUAUCCCUCAUUAUCGUCAUGGCCGGCGUUGGCUUGGUAGGUUGGAGCGGUUCACUCAUCAAGGAUGCCGUCAAAGAGUCUAUUGUUCAUAAUCUCGCUCGUGCUCUCAAUCUCUACCACGAUCCCCAUACCAAAGCAAUCGAGGAUCCUCAAGUCACCAGCGUCCUUGUCGGUAUAUUCUUCGUUUUGUUUGCGCAGGUAUUCACUGCCACUCAGUUUGUUGUCGAAGAAAAGAUCAUGAGCCGAUAUUCCGUGUCCCCCCUUGUCGCCGUCGGUUUUGAGGGUCUCUUUGGUACCAUCUCCGUUCUCAUGUUUGUUCCCAUUAUGGCCAUCCCAUCCAUAUCUGCAAUAUCUCCCUUCUUUGACCUUCCCCGCGGCUGGUAUCAAAUGAUCUACACACCAACAGUUCUAUACUCUGGGCUUGCCAUUUGUCUCAGUAUAUCUCUUUUCAACUUCUUCGGACUGAGCGUUACUCGGCAUGUCAGCGCCACGGCACGGUCACUUACCGACACAUGCAGAACUCUUGUUAUUUGGAUCAUCAGUCUUGGUCUUGGCUGGGAGAAGCUCGUCUUUCCGACUUCUCUGCUCCAAGUUCUCGGAUUCUCUCUUCUUGUUUAUGGCACGUUCCUGUUCAACGACCUCGUUGCACCACCUCCGUACUUGCCUGUUCCUCGCCAUGAGCCUGCACUCUCACGAGUGUCGGACGAGGAGGAACGGGAAGGUCUCUUGACAGGUCCGCUUGACGAGACGGCGGCACUUCCCGCAGACCUAGGCCAGAGUGGCUUCGAUGUCGUGCCCCCAGGUCAACAUGCCCUUGCACAAGGGGUACAUGUCACAAAGACGUCGACAACGCACUCGGAUUAG
Psilocybe cubensis is the source of this 1350-nucleotide messenger RNA. RefSeq lists its product as uncharacterized. Gene Ontology annotation, cellular component: intracellular membrane-bounded organelle; Golgi membrane. The record is from RefSeq and is a predicted model, not a curated record. NCBI's taxonomy places the organism in Eukaryota, Fungi, Basidiomycota, Agaricomycetes, Agaricales, Agrocybaceae. The transcript is spliced from 12 exons. Gene Ontology annotation, biological process: pyrimidine nucleotide-sugar transmembrane transport. The coding region runs from base 1 to 1350 and encodes 449 amino acids. Gene Ontology annotation, molecular function: pyrimidine nucleotide-sugar transmembrane transporter activity.